CUUGGGAAAACGCGCAUAGAAAAUACAAAUUCCACCCUUUCAAGUUUUCUUCUUCUCUCCUUCUCUCUUUGCUCUGUUUUUUCUCUGUUUGGGUCAAAAAAAUCCAUAAAACAGAGCACUUAACAAUAACCAAAUCAUUACCAAAAGUCAACAACAACAUGCAAUAGAAGUUAUAUUUAAAGGGUUUUUUUUCUUAUAAACAUGGUUGAUCCAACUUCAUUUUCAUAUCUUUAAUUAAAUUGACAGCUUCUUUUUGUUUUUGCCCUUAAGUUAUCAAAUUGAGUGAAAAUAAAAAACAGAGACAGCAAAUGAAAAACGAAGAACAAGCACGUUUCUUGUUUGGGAUUUCACUCUCGGAUUUGCCUAAAUGGAAACAGUUUCUUAUUUGUUCUUCUGGGUUCUUCUUUGGUUACCUUGUUAAUGGCGUUUGUGAGGAAUAUGUAUACAACAGACUCCAGUUCAGCUAUGGGUGGUACUUCACAUUUGUUCAAGGAUUUGUAUAUCUCUUCCUAAUUUAUCUUCAAGGUUUCACCCCAAAACAAAUGGUGAAUCCAUGGAAGACUUAUGUGAAACUCUCUGCAGUUCUUAUGGGUUCUCAUGGGCUCACAAAAGGGUCUUUGGCUUUUCUCAAUUACCCUGCUCAGCUCAUGUUCAAAUCCACCAAGGUUCUACCAGUGAUGGUAAUGGGUGCUUUCAUACCAGGUUUAAGACGAAAAUACCCAGCACAUGAAUAUAUUUCAGCAAUUCUUUUAGUAGUGGGAUUGAUUCUCUUCACUUUAGCCGAUGCUCAAACAUCCCCAAAUUUCAGUGUCGUCGGCGUAGUGAUGGUCACCGGUGCUCUGGUAAUGGAUUCCUUUCUCGGCAAUUUGCAAGAAGCUAUCUUUACGUUAAACCCAGAAACGACACAGAUGGAAAUGCUUUUUUGCUCGACGGUGGUUGGUUUGCCGUUCUUGAUUCCGCCCAUGGUUUUAACGGGAGAGCUGUUCAAGGCAUGGAAUUCAUGUUCACAGCAUUUGUACGUGUAUGGCGUGCUGGUGUUUGAAGCAAUGGCCACAUUCAUUGGACAAGUUUCAGUCCUUUCCCUCAUUGCCAUUUUUGGUGCAGCCACCACAGCAAUGGUCACAACUGCAAGAAAGGCAGUGACAUUGCUGUUAUCAUACUUGAUAUUCACCAAGCCAUUGACUGAGCAACAUGGGACUGGGCUUUUGCUUAUAGCCAUGGGGAUCACUUUGAAACUCUUGCCGAUGCCGGUCGAUAGCAAACCAGGUUAUAAACGAGUGUCGAGUUCUGUUGCAAGUGAAGAAACGAGGAAUGGACUAGAAGUCGAAGAAAAAAAUAACCUGGUUUAAAACUUUAUUGUUGCGGCCAAGGUGUUGUUCUUUGUAUUAUGUUCAAAUUUGAAAUUCAGUUUUUUUUUUUUAUACUUUGAUUUGGUAUAAUUUGUUUUCUUUAGUUUUAUAAUGUUAUUAGUUCGUUUAAAUAGUUAACACUAUAAUUUUUUUCCGGUUGAAAUUUUGGCGUGGAUCAAAUUAUUCAAAAUAAGGAUGAAAUUAUGUCAAAAUGAAGUACAUGGAUUUAAUUUCUAA
Molecule: messenger RNA, 1586 nt
Organism: Gossypium raimondii (Peruvian cotton)
Lineage: Eukaryota; Viridiplantae; Streptophyta; Magnoliopsida; Malvales; Malvaceae
Product: UDP-galactose/UDP-glucose transporter 2
Exons: 7
Coding region: 309-1349 (346 amino acids)
Biological process (GO): transmembrane transport
Cellular component (GO): endoplasmic reticulum membrane; Golgi membrane
Molecular function (GO): transmembrane transporter activity
Source: RefSeq, a predicted model, not a curated record